AUGGGGGCAAUCAAAUGGCGGAAAAGGACCGACUGGUCAAAGAAGCUAUAUGACGCGUUGUGGGCAUACUGCACGGCGUACAAAACCCCUAUUGGGACUUCUCCUUAUCGGUUAGUCUUCGGCAAGGCUUAUCAUCUACCUUUAGAACUGGAACACAAAUCCAUGUGGGCUUUAAAAAUGUUGAACUUGGAUUGGGAUGAAGCUGCAAAUUUGAGGUUAACACGACUCAAUGAAUUGGAGGAAUUCCGUUUCCAUGCAUAUAAAAGUGCAGCUGUGUACAAAGAAAGGAUGAAGUUCGUCCACGACAAAAAGAUCCUGAAAAGGGAGUUCAAGUCAGGUGACUUGGUUUUGCUCUUCAACUCAAGGCUCAAAUUGUUUCCGGGCAAGUUCAAAUCGAAAUGGUCUGGUCUAUUCAAGGUGGUAGAUGUAUCCCCUUUUGGAGCUAUGGAAUUAGAAUCGGAGGAUGGGCUCCGAACCUUCAAAGUAAAUGGUCAGCGAGUCAAGCACUACUUGGUUACAGAUGGAGAAAACACUUGGUGGAACAGUUGA
Messenger RNA from Nicotiana tabacum (common tobacco), 549 nucleotides. The record is from RefSeq and is a predicted model, not a curated record. NCBI's taxonomy places the organism in Eukaryota, Viridiplantae, Streptophyta, Magnoliopsida, Solanales, Solanaceae.